Lactuca virosa is the source of this 1956-nucleotide messenger RNA. The record is from the annotation of a GenBank genome assembly. Lineage: Eukaryota; Viridiplantae; Streptophyta; Magnoliopsida; Asterales; Asteraceae.
AUGGCCUUCAUCUUACUUAUCUUCCUAAGACUAUUCUUUCUUUUAAUAACUCAAGGAUCUCAAUUCACCUCCCAUAAUAUCACCUUAGGUUCCUCAUUGAACCCAUACUCAAACCCUGCAUGGCUCUCGCCUUCAGGCCUUUUUGCAUUUGGUUUCUACGUGGAAGAUAAUGGUUUUAGGGUCGGAAUAUGGCUCAAAACCAAACCCGAAAUCAUAGUUGUUUGGACUGCAAACCGUGAUGACCCACUUGUCUCCUCAAACAGUUCCAUUAAGCUCCUUACAAAUGGUUGGUUGCUUCUCCACACUAAUGGCGAAGAUAAAAAUAUCACAAAUCAGAGGGUUCCCGCAACCUCUGCUUCCAUGCUUGAUUCGGGUAACUUCCUACUCUAUGAUGACUCUGGUGCUGCUAUAUGGGAAAGCUUUGAACACCCUUGUGAUACAGUAUUAGGAGGACAAGAACUAGCCACAUAUGAUCAGCUAGUUUCUAGUGUAUCCCCUUCCCAUCACAUGAGUGGAAACUUCGUUCUCAAUAUGCAAAAUAAUGGAAACCUUGUGGCUUACCCUCUAUAUGCUGGUUCCAGGCUCGAUGAUGACUCAUACUGGUCCACUACAUCCUCCGACCUCGGUGGCUAUGUGUCCAUGUAUCUCAACCAUACUGGCUCUUUGAAUAUGGUGAAGGAUGGUGUGACACAGAGGGUAUUAAAUCCAGUUAUACUGAGCUCAGGUUCGAGGAAGAGAUCAAAUGAAAUAGUAAUCUUUCGUGCUACUCUCAGAUGGAAUGGUAACUUUGUUUUGUAUUCCCACAGAUUCAUAAGUAACUCGACUAGAAUGAUCAUGAAGAAGGAAUGGGAAGCAUUACAUGACCCAUGUGAGGCCAAAGGUAUAUGUGGUUCUAACAGUUACUGUGUUAGCAAUGGUGGCAAUUUUAGUUGCCAUUGCUUUCCUGGUUUCUUAGCUUUCAACGAGACAAGAAAUGGUAACUUUUACAGCUGUUAUAGGAACUUUACCGAUGAAGAAGCCUGCAACGGGAAAUGGGAAGGGCUAAAACUUUCUUAUAAUAUUACUUCAUUGGAGAAUAUAAAGUUGCGAGAUCACUACUCUUACUCUGUAAUGAAUCUUAGCAAGGAAGCUUGUCGUCAAUCUUGCUUGGAUGAUUGCAAUUGUUGGGCAAGUCUGCAUGCAAAUGGUUUUAGUUGCAAAAUGCUCAAGGUUCCGAUCAUUUAUGCAGUGCGUAAUAAAAGCAUAUUAGCCACAGUCUUUAUAAAAACCAGUUUCCCAUAUGAUCCUUCUGAAUACCCCUUGAGAACCGAAACCAAAAAACUUGUUUACAUUCUAGCCAUUACACUUGGCUGCCUAGCUUUUAUGUGUACUAUGAUGGCAUUCUUUUCUUUCUUUUUCUAUAGAGUGCAUGCUCAUAAUAGCUUCCAAAGUAUAUCGGAAAAUACUGAUUUAGACGUUCUUCGAGAUCAAUUUAGGCUACGAGCAUUCUCAUACGACGAUCUUCAUAAAGCCACAGAUGGUUUUAAAGAAAUGAUAGGAAGAAAUUCUUACAAAGGGUUUAUUUCCGAGGGCAAGAAGGCUGUUUUUGUGAAGAGACUGGAAAGGUUGUUUGAAGGAGAAGGGUGGUUUCGAGAAGAAAUAACUGCUAUUGCACAAACCCAUCAUCGGAACUUGGUUGGCUUACUGGGUUUCUGCAUACAGGGAUCUACAAAAAAUGAUAUGGAGAUAGACGUUCUUACUUCUUGGGUUUACAAUUGUUUUGUAAAUAAAGAUUGGAAUAGGUUGGUUGAAGAUGACAAAGUAGAUGUCUGGAUGUUGGAGAAGAUGGUGAAAGUUGGAUUGUUGUGCAUUCAAAAUGAACCAGAUGCAAGGCCUUCGAUCAAAAAUGUUAUCUUGAUGUUGGAAGGAACUACUGAUAUACCGAUACCUCCGUCACCAACUCCUCCUUUGAUUUAG